CAAGCAGAAAUUACUGAAAAGUCAAUUUCAAUGUCACUAUGGAAUGAAGAAGUACUUCAAGUAACAGGCAUCAAACAGAUCCAUGUAAUUGAAUGUUCCUCUGAAGGAAAUAUUAAACUUCUUAAGUCAGCACGAAGUAAUGAAUGUGAAACCUACAGUGAAGGAGAUUGGGUGCUUGUGACUUAUGACGCAGAAAAGUAUCCUGGUGAAGUGAAAACUGUAAAAACAGAAGAAAUUGAAGUCUCUUGUAUGAUUAGAUCUGGAAAGUACUGGAAAUGGCCAAGAAACCCUGACAUUGCCCACUAUACAUUUGGCAAUGUAAUUGGAAAACUUGAUCCUCCGAUUCCAGCUACUUCACGUGGACAAUUUUACUUUGAGAAACUAUAAAUUACAAUAUUCUUAUUUAAAAAUAUGCUGCUAAACCUUAUUUUACCUAUUUUACUCAAUUAAUUUGUAAGUUUUUCCUAUUGCCUAAGUUUCAUAAUAAAUAAUUUUAUAACUAUUUGCACGUGUCACACACGUCACAAUUGAAGUCACACACGUCACAAGCAUUUUUAUUUUUUAAUUAAAUAUGCAUGACUUGAAAUAAUAAAACAGUGAUUGAUAGAAAUUAUAUGAAGUAUCUAUUACCCAUUUAAAUUAAAAUAAAUAUUAUAUAUCAAUAUAAAUCACAGAAAAAAUUUAAUUUGCAGAUCAACCUGAAAAUUUUCCUUACAAAAUCGUCACACACGUCACAUGACUUUAAAGUCGUUUUCUAUUUAAAGCAAAAACUAAAACUAAAUGCUUUUUACACUAAAAUGUCCUGUCACUCAUGCAUAACAAAACCAUAUUAACAAGCUUUUCCCAUCAAUUUUAGGAGAGGGUAUUUUUAUUGUAAAACAUCAUUGUAAAGUGACUCCGAAUGUCACACACGUCACUAUGGAAUGGGCCUGUUUGUUUUUUUUUCAAUAUUAUUUAAAAAGUAAUAUUACUGAUAUAUUUGCUAUAAAUCACAUAACAGUAUUUA
Messenger RNA from Parasteatoda tepidariorum (common house spider), 1006 nucleotides. Lineage: Eukaryota; Metazoa; Arthropoda; Arachnida; Araneae; Theridiidae. The record is from RefSeq and is a predicted model, not a curated record.